AUGAAUCAUAAACAUAAGUUGGAGGCCCCCUUACCAUUUUUAGAUGUUGGUUUUCAGGGGGAUACGCAAGGUUCUCAAUAUGAAUAUAACGACUUUUCGCUUCCUACGCAAACUCAAGUAGAUUUGACUCAGAGCACACAGACUUCUCAGCUUGAAGGCAAUUAUACCUCUCAAUUUCAGCACAGCGGUAUUCCUUAUAAAAAUUAUGCAUGUAAUGCUCCUGGAAAUGAGUCAGCUUCCUCAAUUAUGCACGGGAUGGAUGACAUCGCUAAUGCUUUAACAGAACUUAAUUUUGAUGACGUCAAUGAAGAGGAAGAACAUCUUCCUUUAAAAGAUUUACCUCCUCAUUCUUGUCUUUAUUGUGGAAUCCACAACCCUGCCUCCGUUGUAUGUUGCUUAACUUGUCAUAAGUGGUUCUGCAACAGCCGAGGCAAUACUUCAGCGAGCCACAUUAUUAAUCAUCUUGUUAGAGCGAAACAUAAAGAAGUUAUACUCCACGCCGAUUCCCCUUUGGGCGAUACAAUUCUGGAGUGUUACAAUUGCGGUUGUCGAAAUGUUUUUUUACUUGGUUUUAUCCCCGCCAAGUCGGAUUCUGUAGUAGUUUUGCUGUGCCGGAAUCCUUGCGCUAAUCAGGUUAACUUUAAAGAAACCAGUUGGGACCUUUCCCAAUGGAUGCCACUUAUUGAUGAUCGUUGCUUUUUACCUUGGCUAGUAAAAGUUCCUAGCGAGCAAGAACAACUAAGGGCUCGACAAAUUUCAAUGGAGCAGAUUCAUAAAUUGGAAGAGCUGUGGAAAAACGAGCCUGAAGCUUUAUUGGAUGAUCUUAAAAAACCAGGGGCUGAUGAGGAACCGCAGCACGUUCUCCUUCGCUACGAGGACGCGUACCAGUAUCAAAACGUGUUUGGGCCUCUCGUUAAACUUGAAGCGGAUUUUGAUAAGAAGCUUAAGGAGUCCCAAACGCAGAGGAACAUUACUGUGCGUUGGGACGUUCUGCUAAACAAAAAAAAGGCGGCCUAUUUUAAGCUCAACGCUAGAGAUGAGCUCCGGCUGAUGCCAGGGGACGAGCUAAGACUGAGCUAUCUCGGAGAGUUGGCCAACCACUGGGAAGGCAUCGGUCACGUCUUCAAAGUCCCUAAUAACUACGGCGAGGAAGUUGGCUUAGAGCUCCGUAGCAGUCACGGCUGCCCUUCAGAAAUAACUCAAAACUUCUGUGUUGACUUUGUUUGGAAAGCCACUUCUUUUGACAGGAUGCAGAAUGCCAUGAAGAAGUUUGCUCUUGAUGAGCAGUGCGUCAGUGGGUACAUCUACCACCGGCUUUUAGGGCAUGACUUGGAACCGCAAGUCAUCAAAUGUACUCUUCCUAAAAGAUUUUCGGCCCCCGGCCUUCCCGAGCUAAACCAUUCUCAGGUCUCUGCAGUGAAGACGGUCCUUCAAAAACCGCUUAGUCUCAUUCAGGGUCCUCCUGGCACCGGAAAGACCGUUACUUCCGCUUCGAUUGUCUACCACCUGGCCUCUCGAAACCAGGGACAAGUGCUCGUUUGUGCGCCAUCAAACAUUGCCGUUGACCAGCUUGCAGAAAAGAUCCAUCGCACCGGACUUAAAGUUGUUCGAGUGUGCGCGAAAAGUCGAGAGGCUAUUGACUCUCCCGUUAGCUUUCUCGCCCUUCACAACCAAGUUCGAAACAUGGAUGGAGGCAUUGAACUGCAGAAGUUGCAGCAGUUGAGAGAUGACCAGGGAGAACUUUCCAGUGCAGACGAAAAGAGAUACAACAACUUGAAGCGAACAUGCGAGCGCGAGUUGUUAAAAAAUGCUGAUGUCAUAUGCUGCACUUGUGUCGGCGCUGGAGACGCCAGGCGGCUGACUUUCUUCGCUCAGUUGUUUUUGUUUAGGCUUACCGUGCCUUGCAGGCUCCAGAACAUGAAGUUUCGGUUUGUUCUUGUGGAUGAAAGCACGCAAGCCACCGAACCUGAAUGUUUGAUUCCGGUGGUCUCGUCAGCGCGUCAAGUCGUGUUGGUAGGCGAUCACUGUCAACUUGGCCCCAUUGUCAUGUGCAAAGCCGCUGCCAAGGCGGGUCUCUCCCAAUCUCUCUUUGAGAGGUUGGUUGUACUGGGCAUCCGACCCAUUCGCCUGCAAGUGCAGUAUCGGAUGCACCCUUGUUUGAGUCGUUUUCCUUCUAACACUUUCUACGAAGGCUCUUUGCAAAACGGCGUCACUGCUCAAGAGCGAAUAUUGUUCGAUCUCAAGUUUCCCUGGCCACGUGUAGACAACCCCAUGUUUUUUUACUACACCAUUGGCAGCGAGGAAAUAAGCUCGAGUGGCACGUCCUAUUUAAAUCGAACUGAAGCUGCCAACGUUGAGAAGUGUGUCACACAGUUCCUUAAUGCUGGUGUUCAGCCUUAUCAGAUUGGAGUGAUUACGCCCUAUGAGGGCCAACGUGCGUUCGUCGUCCAGUACAUGCAAUACCAUGGCGCACUCCCCUCUAAGCUUUAUCUGGAAGUGGAAGUCGCUAGUGUCGAUGCUUUUCAGGGAAGAGAAAAAGAUUUUAUCAUUGUGUCCUGCGUUAGAAGCAAUGAACAUCAAGGUAUCGGAUUCUUAAACGACCCCCGACGCCUAAACGUUGCACUUACUCGAGCGAAGUACGGAAUAAUCAUUAUCGGAAACCCAAAGGUGCUGGCCAAACAGCCUCUUUGGAACAGCCUUCUUUGCGAGUACAAGGAAAACGACUGCCUUGUUGAAGGUCCCCUGAACAACUUAAAAAUCUGCGCUAUGCAAAUAGCCAAGCCCAGAAUAAGCAAGCGUUAUGCCUACCAAGGCGGCUACUUCUGCCUUCAAGAGCAAGCGAGCCAAGUUCCAUCGUUGCCCGUCCAGCCCGUAUACAACGGUGUUGCCCACCCCUCGAAGAAUGGACCAGAUGUGGACCCUGCAAAUAGCUUUUUCUACACGCGCGACCACAUAGGCUUCAUAGGCCCGGAGGGGCCCCAAACCAGCCCUCACUUUCCAGUGCCGAUAACUAUGUUUAUGCCGCCGUCACAGAACAUGUUCCACCAAGCCUACUUGAGCCAAUCUCAAUCGGGAGCAAGUCAGGCGUUUAACAAACCUACUAGAAGCAAGAACAAAUCAAAGAUUAGCGGCAAAACGCAGACUUUGUCCUCUCAACUCUGUCAAAGCCAAUUGAGCCAGCUGACUCAGUUUACUCAGGAGCGCUCAUACGAAACGCAGACUCAGUUGUCUCAAGCUGAAAUAAGCGGACUCUCUCAGGACGGCAUCACAAAGUGAGAGGGAGUUUGCCGUAUGUUCCUCUGACUAUCUCCACGUGGUUUGGCUGACAAUCGCAGCGGAAGGAUAGACGCCUCCCCCCUGACGAGCUUUGUUUCACUCAGCGUUGCUUUUCACUGGACCGUAUAGAAGAGGCCACUCCGGCGUAGGGCAGACAUCGCGGCAGUUUAAUAUAUAAAUACAUGUCCUAAAG
Messenger RNA from Zophobas morio, 3469 nucleotides. Its product is annotated as regulator of nonsense transcripts 1-like. Bases 1 to 3276 code for a protein of 1091 amino acids. Lineage: Eukaryota; Metazoa; Arthropoda; Insecta; Coleoptera; Tenebrionidae. Gene Ontology annotation, biological process: nuclear-transcribed mRNA catabolic process, nonsense-mediated decay. The record is from RefSeq and is a predicted model, not a curated record. The transcript has 28 exons. Gene Ontology annotation, cellular component: cytoplasm. Gene Ontology annotation, molecular function: RNA binding; zinc ion binding; ATP binding.